This is a messenger RNA of Diatraea saccharalis (sugarcane borer), 1979 nucleotides long. Lineage: Eukaryota; Metazoa; Arthropoda; Insecta; Lepidoptera; Crambidae. The record is from the annotation of a GenBank genome assembly.
UUUAUUGCUAGUCUGUGCCUGCAACUGUCAAACGGACUAAUUUAUUUUGAUUUGAUUCCAAGAUUCGAAUCAACAAGGAUAGAUUGUAAAAAAAUGAUUUAUCGGCUUUAGGUUACGAAUUGUAAAAAAUAUGGCCACAGAUAAUGUAUUAAAAGAAUAUUCAGAUUCUAUAAAAUUAUUAAAACACCAAUGUUUCGAUGCCGGUCUAAGUGAAGAAGAAUUUCGCAAUCUAUAUUUUAAUUCUUUAGAAUCGCUACAUUCAAAGCAACACAAACAAAGUCGGACUAUGAUAAUGAAAAAACAUAAACUUUUAUUAAUAGGAAUGCUUAUGGCAGGAUUUUGCAUUUAUAAAUAUGCUACUUUAUACUCCUAUAUAAUAUGUAACUUGCAAGAUUACAUUUACCCAGGCCUACGUUUUUUAAGAAAGUUAUCAAUACCUUUUAUCUCACUAUUUCCCUCAUUAUCUGAAUAUUACCAUGAAACAUGCAUAAUACAGAAUCCUUUCUUCACUAUAGCCGACAUGGACUGCUGGCCUUGUAGCACAGUGAAUAAUGUUAGGGAAAUUUAUAAGCCUACCAAACCUGUCAAUUCACAGCAAAUUUCACCUUUUGUGUAUUUGACCGAUCAGCAAGUGAUAAACAUGAUAGCACUAAAAGAUAUUUACUUUCAAAACAAGCAGUUGUUUGAUAAAGAGGCGAAAUUCAACAGCAUGCCUCUUGCAAGAAUACUGCGACAAUAUAUUCCUAGACCAAAAGUUGUACCAAAAUUUGGUCAAAGUACAGAAAGAUUUAUCAUUAUGGACUCAAGUAAAAAAAGCUUUAAAGUGCCUGAUACAGAAUGCACUUUUUCAUUUCUACUAUCCCUAAGUGGAGACAGAAAUGUGCACCUUGUGCCCGCUGAGGAAUGUAAACAUCAAUGUAAAUCAUUAAAAGUAGAAUUAAAGGAAACUUUUUUAUUAUGGUAUAAUUGGUGGUAUUGGAGGCCAGUUAUUCAGCCAACUUCUAGCAAUGAAACGUUUAUAGCACAUGUUGGAUCAUAUUGCUAAUUUAAUGUAGUAAAUGGAAAUUGAGUAAAACAAACUAUAUGGGAAUGUACAAAACACCAAUUUAUUAACAAUUAUAUUAACAUAAAAAUUAAAUAAAAUUUACUACAAAUAAUCUAAAGCUUUUUCAUUAUUCAAACUUUUCCUUUAGUUUUUCCUUUAGCAGCACUGGUAUCAAAGAUACCAAAGCAAAUACACUUAGGAAAAUAACUGAUGUCCAUGACCAAGCAUCACUAGUGGAUGUUAAUGUAUGGAGUGUCUGACCUGCUUGUAUGGCAACAAAUGACGGUGGUGCCACACCUUGAACAAAAAAUAAAUACAUUUUAUCAAUUAACUACAUCAGAAUACAUAACUACAGCACAAAACUGUUUCGGUUUACUGAUAAAUGUAAAGAUGAUACCUGUUUUUUUACUUUUUGUGACAUUUAUUUCUGAAAGUGUUUACAUUGGUAAUUUUUUUCUAUGUACAUUACAGCAAACUUAUUUAUUGACAAAAGAAUUAUCUGCUUUGUUAUUUUUAAAUUUGUAAUUUAAAAUAACACAAUAGCAGGGUUCGUAAUUAUCAAGAUAAUUAUAAUGAUAAAUGUCUGAUAAUUAUCCAUAGUUACUGGCAACAUUUUUUUUAAAUACAGAAAGGCAUUCAUAAUUGAAUUAACUUUUAUUUUUGUCAUUUUAAAUUAUAAAAAUAUAUAUAUAAAAAUCAACUGUGCAGUCACAUAGAAGAAAAAGUGAAAUGAAAAUAUUUUUUUAAUAAAAAGGCCUUUAAUUUUUUUUUUUUUGUUUUGUAGGUUUAUUCUUAUCAAUUUUCUGUAUUAAAAAAGUUAAAAGAUGAUUCCCUUUUGAUUACAAGUCCUAAAGUACAAAAAGAGUUUUUGUAGUGUUUUAUAAUUAUCAAGGUAUAUUUAUCACGAUAAUUAUCACUCCAACCUUGCAUAAAA